Molecule: messenger RNA, 568 nt
Organism: Brassica napus (rape)
Lineage: Eukaryota; Viridiplantae; Streptophyta; Magnoliopsida; Brassicales; Brassicaceae
Product: non-specific lipid-transfer protein 13
Exons: 2
Coding region: 49-423 (124 amino acids)
Biological process (GO): lipid transport
Cellular component (GO): membrane
Molecular function (GO): lipid binding
Source: RefSeq, a predicted model, not a curated record
AAACUAAUCUAACAGUGUCUCUCAUUUACAUCAAUUCAAAGUUUAGAAAUGAAUAGACACACGACAACAUUAGUCGUACUUUCACUACUUCUCGUGGUCUCCGAUCAUACAAGGCUAAUGAUUCGAGUUCACUCGUACGUACCGUUUUGUGCAUACACAUAUGAUUAUUUCUCUUAUUGUCUUGAAUUUCUCACGGGCAAUUAUUACAAACCCGGUAAGAAAUGUUGUGUCCAUAUCGCAAAACUUAACAUAAUUGCCAAGCACAAAAAAGAGAAUCCGAGACUUCUGUGUAAUUGUGUUGAGAUGAUGACGAGAGGUUAUACGCCUCCGAUGUUGGCUGAUAAGAUCCAAGAGCUUCCUCCUCUUUGCAACACACAUCUCAGCUUCCCUAUCUCCUCUAGCAUGGACUGUUCCACGGUUUAAGUUUUAGAGAGGCUGAGUGGCUAAUUUGUUUUGGAAGGUCCAACAAAAAUGUGUAUGGGUAUUCAGUUUUAUUUGUUUCUAAUUGAUUUUGGUUCAAGGUUUCGUUUAGAGAAUGUGACUGCCAAAUUAUAUAUUGAAUUUAGUC